CGGCGUGUAAUAACUUGGAAAAAAAAUUUUAACAAUGGUCCAUGGAUGCUCUGUCGAAGCACGGACUAGAGUUGGAAGCCAAGUAGAUAUUAUCCACCUGCAGGAGUCGUGAGCAAGUAACACGCUGAAGUAGUAGCUAACUACUGCCAUAUGUAUUUCCAAGUCCCAUGCGAAGGAGGUACUUCGAAAUGCCCCUUUUCUUCUAACGGUAUUCGAUACCGGAUGUCUCCGCUACCGGCGACAGACUGGAGAACAUUAUUGGCUAUUACGGUUGUCCUAUGGCUAAAGAAUCUCUCAUUUGCCUACCCCUUGCAGCAGGACGAGGACGACUGUAACCCUAUUGUCAUGAUAUCCACGAGUGACGGCCACACCCGGCACUUUCUCCAGUGACGCCAAAGAUACGCCGGAGGUUCGCUUGUGCCGCCAAGAACGGCCAACAAUAAUGCAGCCUACCCACACGACUCUAGUACGAUAAAUGGCCUCGCCUUGUCCUACGAGCAGCGACGCCUUCGACAACGUGGGGAAGACGUCAACGUCGAAUGGAUCUUGCAUAUAUCUGUACGCUAUGAGUGAUCCCUACCUAUCCUAGAUAUUCCUUCACGAUGGGAUUUUGUGUACAUUGCUACGUAAUCAUCCGUUUUUUCUUCCUCUUGUAACGUAGGUGUAGCCGGUCAGGAUUCGUGCAAGGGACCUUGACGUUGUUGCCCGGAGAGCAGUCAAUGAACUUUCUCAUGAAAUUCAAGCGUUUCGUGAACAGUGAGUGGAGCCAUGCGUGUGCCACACAUGAGAUAACUGGUCUGCCUGUGAAUUUAAAGAUGUGUCGAACGUUCGUAAGGUAAUUCACCAUCGGGAAUUCUGCAUGAGCUCUUCCUCUGGAUAAUAUCAAUGAUACCGGGUAGAUCUUGGGUAACUGUGGGUACGUCAUUCGGUGGUGAGUAAUAUAAUGAAGUAUCUAGAUAAGAGAUUUCUCUAUGCCAGCCUGCAUGUAGCUGCCGCGCGCAGGAGACGCGAGAGAUAAGAUAGAAAUAAGUCUGGAAGUUCCAGGAACCCUAAAAGUUGAAAGCCGCUCGUAAAACUCUGAGGGGGAGGUUGAACCUAAGGCCAAAGUAACUUUGCAACCGGUUUCGUCGAACGCUAAAUAAAGUCAUGUAGGUACGACGUGUUCGAGGAUAUCGCAGUCCUGAUAAUUGCACUCUUUAAAAAAAACCUAUACAAUUCCUUUCCAAAGCAUAUGGUUCACUUCAAUUACAGAUUAACCCGUCCUUGUGAAAACUUCAUUCACCUGGGCCCACUUCUUCCUUCGUCAGGAGGAUCAGCUCAGAAUUCAUUCUGCUGCGACUCUAGGAUAAAGUGCUGUUUAAAAAUACACUGGACGGAUCCUGCCGACUCCCGAGUCCUCGAGCUAGCGCUGCAUGCAUGUAUAUUGAUGAGACGUGGCCACCAAAAGAUGCAUAGAAAAACGUCAAAGAUCCCAACUGUCUGAUUUAAUGGAUCUCGCACGAAGUCUAGCCGAGCGUAUGGACUUUGAAAUAAAAUGAAAGAGAAUAGGAAUAUCAAGGAGUAUACGUGGUGAACGUGAUGAACGUGGUGAACGAUACACGCAUCAUAUGUUCGUAUAGAAUAUACCAUGAGAAAACUAUAAAGAAUUGAUAAAAGAGUCUUUUAUCAGUGACUAUGGUAAAGAAAGAAAAUCCGUAGGAAUCCUUUGGUCCAGCAACAAAGCCCUAUUGAUUAUAAGAUAGAUCUCAAACGAGACACGUCUUUCGAUCAGGAUGACAAUGAUGACACGAGGAACGUAGAUAGGUUCUGCGUAGGUUCUGCGUUCAACGUAGAGCAGAUGAGACGUGUGUCUCAUACGUAUAACGUAUCGGAUAUAACGGAAUUCUUUGGGUCCCAAUCUUCUUUCCCUCUUUUUGUUUCUCUUAUUUUUCCAUGGAAACAGAGGAACUUCGAAGAAGCUACCAAAGAAGACUGCCUCUUCUUCUUUCGGAUUCCAAGAGAGCCUCGGUCGCGCCAUCCACAAAAUUCGUACGGCGUACGUGGUGGGGCAUCGCGUCGAGGGAGCAACGGGGUCGGCAGAGAACAGUGGAGAUUCAAGAGAGUCAAGAGUCUAGAGAAAGAUGGAGAGAGAGAGAGAGAGAGAGAGAGAGAGAGAGAGAGAGAGAGAGAGAGAGAGAGAGUGAGGAGAGAAAAGAGGAGGAAAGGAACGCAAGACGCCUCGGGCCAACUGUCUCCGAGAGAUUCAUUUGGCGGAUAACGGUUAGAGUGCGAGGUAGUUUCUACAGUUGAUUCAAAUAAUUUUCAUGGUUCCUCCUUCUCGUUUCGUUAUUGUAACGUUAAUUGCAUAAAUAUAAAUAACAAAGUCACUCUCUUCCUCUCCUUUUCCCUCUGCAGACAAUAGAAUUACAUUGGAUUUUUCAAACCGAUUAUAUACCAUUCAAGAGAGUCAGAGGGACACAGCAAAAAAUCCAGACUGUCUUACGGCAUCACGUGUAACCGCAAACCGCGCUGGUUUGCUUUAUAGUAUUUUUUCAUCGUACUUCCAACCCACCCCGUCCUUUUGUAGCGUGGUGGAUUCUUUUUAUUUUGCCAGCAGCCACAGUUUGUGCGACACGCUGUGCCUUAUUUGCACUGGCGCGAAAGAGACAAGGGCUCUUUCUUUUCCACAAUACUGCAUGUGUAUGUACAGCUUUGCCUUGGUGCUCGUCCCCUGUCAGCAGUGCAUGCGGCAUGGAAGUACUUGGAUACUCGCUGCCAAAGGUGCCUCCAACUGCCGUGUGAAACUCCACGUGACUGCAAUAAUAUUUUAUACAUAUACGCAGCCAAUGAAUUAUGGGCUAUUAAACUUAGCCGGGCACUCUCGAAUCCUCGAGCGUCCACUAGGAGCAUUACUUCGCGCCUGUGGCUUUGCAAUUUCCGAAGAUCCAGAUUCAACGGAGAAGAUGCCAGUGCGAAUGGUCCUGAAGAAAUUAAGUAAAAGGAUCUAGAUAUAAUUAUUAGUCUUGAAAGACUUUUAGAUCACGCAACUCCGUGUCAUUGGCUACUAGAUUAACUACAGUACAAUUGAGAACGCAUCGAUCAACAUGGAUUCGGGGGCCACUGAUAUAAUGAAAUUUCUAGUAUCAGUGAAGACACAGAUACUCGCUUCUAGUGUCAUCAGACUCAUUUCCUGGUAAACGAUGUCAGAGAGAGCAUGGCAAUUGUUACUUGUGAUGGGAGCUGCGACAUUCAGUACAGGUGUGGCUGUCAAAAUUGACAGCGGGGAUCAUCCGAUUGAGAGAAUUGUCAAUGGAGAAUUGACAGAGCCUUAUGAGUUUCCUGGUAUUCUUUCCCUGGGAUUGACGUCCUGGGCGUCGAUCAUGCAUCUGCAUCAAUGCGCGGGAUCUUUGAUAGCUGAAAAUUGGGUACUGACUUCAGCGGGGUGUGUCCUGGGUGCCGUGAAUAAUACUGGACUUUACUACUGGUUAGCUGGUACAUAUCAUCUUCAUCUGCCAGGCAUUACGCGUAAUAUACAGAGGAUCGUUCAGCAUCCGAAUUACAAUCCUAAUGAAUCCUGGAUUCAUGAUUUGGCUCUUACUCAGUUGGAUAAACCCAUCGUCUUUUCCAUAUCAGUUCAGCCUCUGAUCUUGAAGCCAUCUAUCGAUAUGUCAAUGGACACUGAAUUUACUGUAGCCGGUUGGGGUCAGGUUUCUGAAACUUUAAUACAGCCAUCGGUACUUCGUAAAACGACAGUAAAACUGUCCGAUGGAGAUUUCUGUAGAAAUGCUUAUGCCAAAUGGAAUUUGAGCAUCCACGAGGAAUUUCAAUUUUGCGCAGGGUCGAGAGACGAGGUCACUGGAGUAUGCGAUCGGGACACGGGAGGACCACUUUUUCUUAAAAACAGUAAAGUCAUCGUGGGCGUAAUAUCCUGGCGAUAUGGCUGUGGACUACCAGAGUAUCCUACAGUUUACGUGCGGCUCUCUUCCUACAUAGAAUGGAUGAGUCAAGUGACGGGAUUGUUCUUUUAUCUUUAGAGAAAGAGAUAAGACUUAACA
Molecule: messenger RNA, 4034 nt
Organism: Cephus cinctus (wheat stem sawfly)
Lineage: Eukaryota; Metazoa; Arthropoda; Insecta; Hymenoptera; Cephidae
Product: trypsin-7-like
Exons: 3
Coding region: 3180-4013 (277 amino acids)
Biological process (GO): proteolysis
Molecular function (GO): serine-type endopeptidase activity
Source: RefSeq, a predicted model, not a curated record